This is a messenger RNA of Oryzias melastigma (Indian medaka), 5236 nucleotides long. RefSeq names its product euchromatic histone-lysine N-methyltransferase 1b (gene ehmt1b). Gene Ontology annotation, cellular component: nucleus. The coding region runs from base 66 to 4217 and encodes 1383 amino acids. Gene Ontology annotation, molecular function: p53 binding; zinc ion binding; protein-lysine N-methyltransferase activity. The transcript is spliced from 27 exons. The record is from RefSeq and is a predicted model, not a curated record. Lineage: Eukaryota; Metazoa; Chordata; Actinopteri; Beloniformes; Adrianichthyidae.
GUGUGGUAUUUGGGUGCAGUAAUGUGCCAAAGCAGGGGGUCUCCCUUCAUGAAUUUCCCGUUUCAAUGAAGGAGAGGGAGGCAUGGAAGCGGUUCGUGUGUCGGACGAGGGACGGGUGGAAUGGACCAACAAAUAACUCAACAAUAUGCAGUUACCAUUUUACUGCCGAAAGUUUUGUCAACUUAAUGCAGGUGGACAUGGGACUUGCCAAAAAUCUUUUUCUCAAAAAGGAUGCUAUCCCAUGUGUGUACCCCGAAGGGACAUUCCACAGCCAGGCUGCAGCCACACAUACUCCCCAACCCAGCAGUGCAAUGCGAAAAAGACAGGUUUUACAGCCCGCUGGUCUAGCCGUGGAUCGGUCUGGAUCCUCAAAGAAAGAGGAACUGGAUCCAGCAAGCGACGGAGAGGAAAAGUCAGAUGGAGUCGAGGAGGUACCAGGCAGGCUGGCCCCUCCAGGCACAGAGGCGAUGCUCAAUGGCAAUGAGCAUGACGACACAAGGCACAAGAACCUGACAAAUAGCAACAAUAAGACUGCACUGUUGGUGAAUGAGAAUGGUACGUCGGACACAGAGCCCCCCCACGGUUCUGUCACUGGAAGCAACGGAUUCAUUCUGGCGAAGCAGCAGCAGGACGGCAGCACAGCUGCAGUGAACCCUGCGUCAGGAGUUUCCCCUCACAGGACUAGCUGGUCGCCUUUGGGCCAGGCAGGAGGGGGACCCAAAGCCAAACCCGCCCCCACCACUCUGUCGGGGUGUGGGCGGGACCCAGGCGCUCUAAGGACUGCCGCCGGUACGGGGACCACAUCGGAACAGGGAACGUCGGACAUUAAAAAUGGCACAGUUUCCAGUCCCAGCCCAUCUUCAGCUCCUGUUACUGUACACAGAGCACGCAAGACCAUGUCCAGACCUGCUGUCAGCCCGGCACAGAAGCUUCUCAACAAGGAGCUGCGCGAGGCAAAGAACGCCAAAAUGGAGGCUAUUUGUGCAGCGGACACACAGCAUUUCUCCACUCGGUCUCAUCUACCUCAGAAUCCACCAGAUACACCAUCUUCAGAACAAACGGCUCCAUUAUUUCCACCAGCAGUUACUGCAGAACCGGCUGCUCCUUCGGCUGCUUCCAAGCUCCAGCUAGGGGCAUUCUCGUCAGGAUUGUCAUCUCGUAAAAAGAAGAGGAGGAUGGGAACGUACAGUCUGGUUCCCAAGAAGAAAACCAAAGUGCUAAAGCAGAGAACUGUACUGGAAAUGUUUAAGGAACUGCAGCAGUCUGCAAAAAGCCCCCAGACUAAAGACGUAAAUGGGGAAAAAGUAGGAAAUGCAUCUGAGGAGGAAGAGUCAGAAGACAUGGAGUCAGAGGAAGAGGAGCGACGGCGGGCACAUCAAACUCCUGCAGAGCAGAAAACAUCUGAACCCAAUGAGAAGGUGAAGGAGGAGCACGAGUCUGACGAGUCUGGGGAAGAAGAGGGAGAGGAGGAGGGCACAGAGUCGGACUUGUCCGUCUACCCGCCUCAGAGCACCGAGUCUGCUUUGAAGAAAAGGCUGAAGAAGAAAAACAAGGUCGACAGCGCUUGGCUCCGGCCGUCCAGGAAAAGGAAGAGGAGGAUGAAGACCAAAGUAUUAGGUGUCCCAUUGCAAGUGGCCUUGGAAAUCUUAACACCGGUUCCUGCUCCAGACGGUCUGGAGGCAGGGGGUCAGCCCCCAGUGUCCCACCCCACUCGUCCACACGGUGACAAAGAGUACACACACAUCGUCCCCCCAGAGGCCUUCAGCCCCAACAGAACGUCACAAAGCAAAGCUCCGGUGGUGGAGGAGGCGCACGAGCUUCCGCUCUGCAGCUGCCGCAUGGAGACCCCAAAGAGUCGAGAGAUUCUCAUCCUCGCUGACAGGAAGUGCAUGGCUACGGAGAGCGUCGACGGUCAGCUCACCCGCUGUCAAAGCGCUGUCAUGAAGCACGAAAUGAUGCGACCCUCCAACUCCGUUCAGCUGCUGGUUCUGUGUGAGGACCACCGCAACGGCAUGGUGAAGCACCAGUGCUGUCCGGGCUGCGGCUUCUUCUGCAGAGCAGGAACCUUUAUGGAGUGCCAGCCAGACGUCAGCAUCUCCCACCGUUUCCAUCGAGCGUGCGCCUCAGUGCUGAAGGGUCAAAGCUUCUGUCCGCACUGUGGAGAGGAGGUCACCAAGGCCAAGGAGGUCACCAUCGCCAAGGCGGACACCACCUCCACGGUGCCCUCAGCCGCCGUGCUUGGAUCGGCCCCGCUCAGCGCUCCCGAAGGCCGAGCAGACACUACCACCGACAGCUCCGUGAGCUUGGCGGUUGGAGCUGAAGCUGGAGGGAAGGCUGACAGCUCUAUUUCCCUUCCUUCUGCUCCGGGACUCAACAGCUCUGCUGUUCCUGGUUCAUCCAGGAGCACAUCUCUGCAGAGCGACAGCGGAUCAGCAGCGUCACCUACACUCCUUCAGGGAGCACCCAGAGAAACUCUGGAGAGCGUCCUGGUGGCUCUGGACACAGAGAAGCCGAAGAAGCUGCGGUUUCACCCCAAACAGCUGUAUCUCUCUGCCAAGCAGGGAGAGUUAAAGAAGGUGGUCCUGAUGCUGGUGGAUGGCAUUGACCCAAACUUCAAAAUGGAGUCUCAAAACAAGCGCACACCUCUGCAUGCAGCAGCCGAGGGGGGGCACAAAGACAUCUGCCACAUGCUGGUUCAGUCUGGAGCAAACUUGGACAUGUGUGACGAAGACCAGCGGACUCCGCUGAUGGACGCCUGUGAGAACAACAACAUGGAGGUUGUGCUGUACCUGCUGAGAGCCGGAGCCAGUGCCAACCAUAAGGAUGUAGAAGGGUUCACAUGUCUCCACCUAGCUGCAAAGUCAGGUCACUACAAGAUAGUUCAGCACCUUCUGUCCACGGGCCUGAUCAACAUCAACUGUCAGGAUGAUGGAGGCUGGACGGCGAUAAUCUGGGCCACCGAGUACAAACACGCCGACCAAGUGAAGCUGCUGCUCUCCAAAGGAGCUGACAUCAGCAUCAGGGAUAAGGAAGAGAAUAUUUGUCUUCACUGGGCAGCAUUCUCUGGCAGUGUAGACAUCGCUGAGCUGCUGCUGGAUGCCAGCAGCGAUCUGCAAGCAGUCAACAUCCAUGGAGACUCUCCUCUGCACAUCGCUGCACGGGAGAACCGCCUGGACUGUGUCACACUUUUCUUGUCUCGAGGAGCAGAUGUGUUUCUGAAGAACCGUGAGGGAGAAACUCCUCCAGACUGCUGCAGCCACAGCUCCAAGGCCUGGGCGGCUCUGCAGGCCAGCAGGAGGGACAGGGACGCCAGGAACGCCAGGCUCAACCAGCCGGAGCAGAAGCUCCUUCACAGAGACAUUUCUUUAGGACAGGAAAGAGUUCCCAUUCCAUGUGUCAAUUCUGUCGACAACGAGCCCCACCCCGAAGACUACAAGUACAUCUCUGAAAACUGCGUCACGUCCCCUCUGAACAUCGACCGCAACAUUACACACCUACAAUACUGCGUUUGUAAGGAGGACUGCUCCUCAAGCAUCUGCAUGUGUGGACAGCUGAGUCUGCGCUGCUGGUAUGACAAGCACGGCUGCCUGCUGCCCGAGUUCUGCCGGGAGGAGCCCCCCCUCAUCUUUGAGUGCAACCAUGCAUGCUCCUGUUGGAAGACCUGCAAGAACCGCGUGGUCCAGAAAGGACUCAGAACCAGACUGCAGCUUUUCAGGACAAGGAAAAAGGGUUGGGGUGUCCGGGCGCAGCAGGACAUACCAAAGGGGACCUUUGUCUGCGAGUAUGUGGGUGAGAUCAUCUCUGAAGCAGAGGCAGACAUGAGGCAGAUUGACGCUUACCUGUUCAGUCUGGACGAUAAGCCUCAAGACCUGUACUGCAUCGAUGCCCGUUUCUAUGGCAACAUCAGCCGCUUUCUGAACCACAUGUGCGAGCCCAACUUGUUUGCUUGUCGAGUGUUCACCACACACCAGGACCUCCGUUUCCCACACGUUGCCUUCUUUGCCAGUGAAAACAUCAAGGCAGGGGAAGAGCUCGGAUUUAACUAUGGCGAUCACUUCUGGGAGGUCAAAAGCAAGCUGUUCAGCUGUGAAUGCGGCUCCCCCAAGUGUAAGUUCUCCUCUUCAGCCAUGGCGUCCCUGCAGGCCGACAGCACCCCCGAGGACCAGCAGCAGCCCAGCGCCUCGCCUGACACCAGCUCUUCCAGCAGCCCCUCCUAAAACCAACCCCCCCACACACACUACGUUUGGCAGGCGGGGGCUCCUGACCCUAAGUGAGCUCGUACUGUAUCCGCCUCUCCUUGAUGGCGUUGGACCGCCGACCUUCAUGAGGACGGAGACGCUUUCACACAGAUGCACAAUCAAAUCCUGGAGGAAGUCGGAGCUGAUGAAGAGCAUCACGCACAGAAACCGUCUGUACAUUUCACACUCGCCUGUGCUGGCAGGGCACCUGUCUUUUUGUCUUCUUACGUUAAGAAAAUGAGCUGACUUUGCUGCGAUCCAGGAGUUCGGAGGCGUUUCCGGAGCCAGCCGUCCGCGCUCGCCGUCUUUUACCACGAACCAUUCCAGCAAGAUCAGCUGAUCACUGUUGAAUACGUUGCCACUUUGGUCUCUUCUCAUCUUCUUUGUUGUGAUUGGAGACUUGUGGGCGAUCAGGGUUGACGGAUUGAAACCGGCAAAGAAGUUUAGCAAAGGGUCGACUCUGAAAAAAAAAAUUUGAAAAUGGUGGUUUUUUUUGUUUUUUUUGCAGACUUUUUCUCCGAAGUUUGUAGUCUGCAUUCAUUGGCUAAGCAUUUUUUUAUGAAAUCCUUUGGGGUGGGGGGGCUGAAAUGUGUCAUAUAUUUAGGGCAGUACUGGAGGAACUAAAUGACGAAACUUUCUAAAACAUCAACAAGACCAUGGUGCUGACAAAGGUUUUUACUUUUGUUUUCAUUUUUAUUGUCCAAGUGAACAUAGUUUGUAAAAUAAGAGAACGUUUUUAUGUUUUUUAUGUUUUAAUUUUAUCUCCAGUUUUCUAAUCGUAGUUAUCCUGGUCGGGUUUUCAUUUUUCAUCUUGAUUUUGCAGACAGAAGCCAAACUGUCCUUUUAACUGUUGUAGGAAACAGAGUUUGCAGGUGGAAGACGGGAGGGGCGGGGUUAGAAAUGCACUUCCAUGAUGUUCUGUUACAUUAUUUCUGAACAGUGAACCAUCCAUCUGAUUGGUUGUAUCUUUUUCAAUAAAUUUAUUACUAAUGCAUCUA